GUAAACUUGCGAACUUGUAUUUGAGUGUUAUUUCAUCUCACUGGACUCUUGUAUCUGAAUACUGUCUUUCUGUCUCAGUCUAAUUCUGGUAAUCAACUGAGUGUUUGUUUGUUUCAUUCUAUAGCGGAGUUACUUCUGCCUCAACCACAAAACGUUGAGGUGGUCUCUAACAACAUGGAUGCCAUAGUUACGUGGGACGCUCCCCUUAGUUCACUGAGACACCUUACCUACACAGCUGAAUACAGGUGAGACAUGCAUGCACACACACACACAGGAUAAAAAAACAGAUGAAGAGGGUGUUGCUCAUUCUGGAUGCAGUUUUCCUCCUGCAGUGUCUCAGAGGCAUUUAGACUGGUACAUCCAUUCCACUCAGUCAGCACACAAACACUCAGCAGCAUCCUGGACUACACUGGACUAGAGACUGACUAUUUACCAGAGCAAAUAGAAAAGCAAAACACACACACACACAUAUACAGAUGUAGGAUCUUAAUUUGAUCACCCUGUUGCAGGAGAACUUUCUCCUGCAACAGCCUAAAAAUGCUUCUAAAGUUUGUAAUUUCCACUUUGAAAUUUCAGACUUGAUUUUCCCGCUCAAAAAUGUCCAUGAAUUAUAAUGCACAUAAUAAUUCCCAUUUUAUAUUGCUGCAGGAUUAUUUUCCUGCUGUAGGAGACUGGCUCAAAUUAAGAUCAUACAUUUGUAUGACACACACAUACACAAGAAUGCCAACACAAAAUACCUCUGGUUUAAGUGUUUUGUCUUUGAUAGUAUAUUUAGAGGUUGUUCACACUUACUAUACUUUUCGCAAAAAUACCCUUGGCUACACAUAUACUACAAUGUAUACUUUCGAACUUGUCACAUCUCAACCGCUACCUCCGGAGGUAGCGCACGACACUCCCGACAGUUGCCCCCCUGUAAGCAGGGCAGUGUAAACAGAAAUGUCUCGUUGAGCCAACACUCUUACAGUAAAAAUUGUAAUAGCAUAGCAAUGUUUUUGAAACAGCUGUAAUGUACAGACAUGUACAUGUUUCUUAUUUUUUAGACUUUUUUUGUUAUAGAGUUUUUACCUGAAAUUGUACUAACAGCCUGUUAUAUUCUGAAAUUGUCUCCGUAGCUUUAAAUCGCAAGAUUAUUAUAUUUGUAUUAUUUUGAUUGACUGCACUGAGCCACCGAGGUCCAACUGCGGUCUGCAAUUCGGGGCAUUCCUGCAUCUGGGCAUUCUUGCAUCUGCAGGAACGCCCUCCCUCAAGCAUCCCAUUGGUUCCUUCAUGGUGUAUGAGGAACUUCACUGAGAGGGGAAGUUGUGAACAAUGACAGGGCAUUGAUAUGACCACACACGCAGUAUAGGAACUAAAAAAGUUCCACCUUUUCUGGAAGAGAACAAGACACACACACACCUGCAAAAAAACAAAACCUUUUUGAUUUUUAUAAAACAGGUAGUAACAUCACACUAAGAGAAACUAAGAGAAUGAAAGGGUUUUCCUGUCUAAUGAAUCAAUUGCAUCAGAGCUAUUGAGUUUGUAGCUACAUUAUUUACGUGUUAUGUUCUUUUCGAAUACCUUGCCAAAUCAGCUGUGUGUUUUCUCCUCUCUACUUAAUAGUAAGCAACAUAAAAGGCAAUGUUAUUACACAUCGAUGCAACAAAGAAAUGUAAUUACAAUGUUAACCUCUUUUUAUUGUCUGAUACUCAGAAAGCCUUCAACGGCUUUCUUCCACACCGUGUGUAAAGCCACCAAAGAGCACAGGUGUGACUUCGGCGAACUUCCUAGUUGCCAUGGAAAUUAUCAAUUCAGAGUGAGGACAGAGUUAAAGGGAAAUACCUCCAGCUGGGCGGAAACCCCAAACUUCUCUCUUAAGAAAGAAAGUGAGUACCAAUAUGCACUUUUGUGAGACUGUUCAUUGUAGCUCUCUCAUUCUCAACGUCAUAUCUUUGACUUCCUGUAUUGUGUCUCCUCAGCCGUCAUUGGUCCUCCAAACGUAACCUUGGUCACCAAGGGAGGAGCUAUAGGAGCUGUAGAGGUGAACAUUCAGAAUCCGGUGCUAAAGAUCUCAUCGCUGAAAGAAGCCUACAGCAAAGUGGAAUACAAUAUCAGAUACUGGAAGAAUACUGACAAGAAGGAUGUAAGAGCGACAUAUAAUAGUCUAACACACACAAACACAUACACACACACACACAUAAUGUGUACACUGAGUGUACAAAACAUUAGGAACACCUUCUUAAUAUUGCACAAACUUUUGCCCUCAGAACAGCCUGAAUUUGUUGGGGCAAGGUGUCGAAAGUGUUCUACAGGGAUUCUGGCCCACGUUGAGUCCAAUGCCUCCCACAGUUGUGUCAAGUUGGUUGGAUGUCCUUUGUGUGGUGGAACAUUCUUGAUACACACGGGAAAAUAAUGUUGAGCAUUAAAAACCCAGCAGCGUUGCAGUUCUAGACACUCAAACCAGUGCGCCUGGCACCUAGUACCAUACCCUGUUCAAAGGUACUUAAAUCUGUUGUCUUGCCCAUUCAAGCUCUGAAUGGCACACAUAUAGUGCAUUCGGAAAGUAUUUUGACCCCUUGACUUUUUCCACAUUUUGUUAUGUUACAGCCUUAUUCUAAAAUUGAUUAAAUCGUUUAUUCCCCCUCAUCAAUCUACAUACAAUACCCAAUAAUGACGAUGCAAAAACUGGUUUUUAGAAAUGUUUACAUAAGUAUUCAGACUCUUUACCCAGUACUUUGUUGAAAACACCUUUGGCAGCGAUUACUACCUCAAGUCUUCUUGGGUAUGGCACUACAAGCUUGGCACACCUGUAUUUUGGGAGUUUCUCCCAUUCUUCUCUGCAGAUCCACUCAAGCUCUGUCAGGUUGGAUGGGGAGCGUCGCUGCACAGCUAUUUUCAGGUCUCUCCAGAGAUGUUCGAUCGGGUUCAUGUCCAGGCUCUGGCUGGGCCACUCAAGGACAUUCAGAGUUUUGUCCCGAAGCUACUCCUGCGUUGUCUUGGCUGUGUGCUUAGGGUCAUUGUCCUGUUGGAAGGUGAACCUUCACCCCAGUCUGAGGUCCUGAGCGCUCUGGAGCAGGUUUUCAUCAAGGAUCUCUCUGUACUUUGCUCAGUUCAUUUUUCCCUCGAUCCUGACUAAUCUCCCAGUCCCUGCCGCUGAAAAACAUUCCCACAGCAUGAUGCUGCCACAACCAUGCUUCACCGUAGGGAUGGUGCCAGGUUUCCUCCAGAUGUGACACUUUCAUCAAACCAGAGAAUCUUGUUUCUCAUGGUCUGAGAGUCCUUUAGGUGCCUUUUGGCAAACUCCAAGCGGGCUGUCAUGUGCCUUUUACUGAGGAGUGGCUUCCAUCUGGCAACUCUAACAAACAUACCUGAUUGGUGGAGUGCUGAAAAGAUGGUUGUCCUUCUGGAAGGUUCUCCCAUCUCCACAGAGGAACUCUGGAGCUCUGUCAGAGUGACCAUCGGCUUCUUGGUCACCUCCCUGACCAAGGCCCUUCUCCCCCGAUUGCUCAGUUUGGCCGGGUGGCCAGCUCUAGAAAGAGUCUUGGUGGUUCCAAACUUCUUCCAUUUAAGAAUGAUGGAGGCCACUGUGUUCUUCGGGACCUUCAAUGCUGCAGAAAAUGUUUGGUACCGUUCCCCAGAUCUUUGCCAUGACACAAUCCUGUCUCGGAGAUCUACGGACAAUUCCUUCAACCUCAUGGCUUGGUUUUUGCUCUGAAAUGCACUGUCAACUGUGGGACCUUAUAUAGACAGUUGUGUGCCUUCCCAAAUCAUGUCCAAUCAAUUGAAUUUACCACAGGUGGACUCCAAUCAAGUUGUAGAAACAUCUCAAGGAUGAUCAAUGGAGUCUCAAGGGUCUGAAUACUUAUGUAAAUGUUUUUACUUUUCAUAAAUUUGCAAAAAUGUCUAAAAACGUGUUUUUGCUUUGUCAUUAUGGGGUAUUGUGUGUAGAUUGAUGAGGAAAAUGUUUUAUUUAACAAAAUGUGGAAAAACAAAAGGGGUCUGAAUACUUUCCGAACGCACCGUAUACAAACCAUGUCUCAAUUGUCUCAAGGCUUACAAAUCCUUCUUUAACCUAUAUCCUCCCCUUCAUCCACACUGAUUGAAAUGGAUUUCACAAGUACGGGAUCAUAGCUUUCACCUAAAUUCACCUGGUCAGUCUAUGUCAUGGAAAGAGCAGGUGUUCCUAAUGUUUAUACACCCAGUGUAUAUACACACACAAAAACAAACACACACACACUCCCACUCUUUCUCUCACCCACUCACAACUCACUCUCUCACUCACUCAUUCACACACAUACACUAACUCAAUGUGUUAUCACAGGUGUUUGAGAGAGAGAGGGUGACUGAGCAACGUGUUAAGCUGAAGCCACUGGAGCCCAACACUAGAUACUGCAUUCAGGUCCAGGUGUACAUACCGAUGCCGCACAACAAUACGGGGCAGUACAGCAAGGACGCGUGUGUGAUGAGCACACCGAUCAACACAACCACAGGUGAGCUCUCCACCUCCUCCACCGCUUGUCCCUUCUCCCUCACACACCCUUCCCCCCUUUCUUCCACUUUUUCUAUAUCCUCCCUCUCCACCCCCUCAACCCCUUCAUAAUUUGAUGAUACCAAAUAGCAAUUAUGUUCAUUGUUGCAAACGGAACUGAAACUGCCUCAGCAAAACACUCAUUUCCAUAAUCUGUGCCAUCAGUUCAGUUUCUGAGGGUCAUUCUCACUGGUGUCCACCUGUGUCUGUGCUGUAGAUGGGGAGCGAAGGCUGUCUGAGGGCCUGGUGGUCAGUUUGGUGACAGUGGCUGUGGCUUUCCCACUACUCCUCCUAGUCCCCUGGAUCAUCUACAAAGGGAGAAGGUUCCUCCAUCCCAAGGUUAAGCUGCCUGAGCAAUUGAAACAGGUACUGUGUGUGUGCGUGUGUGUGCGCAUGCGUAUGUGUGUGCACUUAUGUACGUGUGUGUGUGCACAUGCGUACGUGUGUGUGUGUGCAUGGGUGCAUGUGUGCGUCCCUGCGUAACUGGUGCACGUGUGUGUGAGUUUGUGUUCAAUUAAUUAAUUAAUCAAUCCAUCCAUCUAUUCACCCACCCAUCCAUCCAUUCGUUGGAUGGUUGAUUGGCUGACAGUUCGUCUCCCCCACAGCACCUGACUGAUUCUCAUCAAUACACCUACCUGGCCUCGCAGAUCACCUCUCCUCUACAAGAGAAGUAUGAUCAGAUCAGCGCUCUGUGUGAGGACAACCCAUACAAUGUGUUGACUGAUGUACCAGAGGACAAACUUUACCAUGUGGAUAGUGGGGUCUCUGUGGAGAUGCCUGAAUACUACAAUGCUGUUGCUGAAAAUGCCAAUUUUGACAUGCCCUACAAGAAUAUCUGACUGGGACAAUGGUAUCAAGAUAUGAGCUACUGUAAUCAUUCUGUAUAUGGGCAUAUGGAAUCUGAGGAAAUCAGGUAGUCACGAUGGAUUGCAAGCCAUUAACAUUAAAGUGUCCAUUAGUGUCUGAAGCCCUUCAACAUUAUUCAUUUCACUUUUCAGUGUUUUUCUUUUUGGAUUUCUGUGCUUACAAAACCGUAUUGAACUUAACUAUUUUUAGUUUUUAUAUACUAUAUACAGCUGAAGUCGGAAGUUUACAUAUACUUAGGUUGGAGUCAU
Molecule: messenger RNA, 5619 nt
Organism: Coregonus sp. 'balchen'
Lineage: Eukaryota; Metazoa; Chordata; Actinopteri; Salmoniformes; Salmonidae
Source: the annotation of a GenBank genome assembly